AUGGCUUCUCGUUUGUACACGGAUUGUUUCGUUAAAAUAUUUGAAUUUCUCCGGGGGGAUAGCACAUCACUACAUGCUGCAGCCUUGGUGAACAAGUCUUGGUGUCAACAUGCCGUUCCCAUCAUGUGGGAAAACACAUUGGACGAAAAAAUACUAAUGAGUAGAAAUGGAAAACAAAAAGGAUCUGGGAUCAUUGACACCUAUGUUUCAUGUCUCUCGCAAGAGUCACGAAAUGCGCUGAAGAUGGAGAAGGUCGUCUUACCAACAGUUACAAGACGCCCAACCUUCCCGUAUGCCUCCUAUUUACGAAGCUUGGAUUUGAAGUGCUUUUAUAUCGCUGUACAAUCUUGGAUUGAAAAUUGCAGCGUAUUAAGGAAAAGGGGGCUUUCCGGCGAUCAGAUUCGACUAAUUAUUCAAGAAUUAUUACAACAAAUUUUUACUCUCUCUCCACGAAUGCAUGCACUUAAGAUAAAUGUUGACAUCAUUGGAGCCAUUGUCGCUGAUAUACUUCAUCGUGUACCUAAGGCAAAUAAAUGUUUGGCUCAUCUAAAGGAGUUCAUGUACUUUGCCGAGCAUCCUACGAUGGAGAUGCUUUUUUCAAAAAUUGCGCAAUCCACUGGCCAAAUCGAACAACUAGACCUAUCCGUGUACGAUCGUACGGCUGAAUUGAUUAACAUGCUUAGGGCACAAAAAAAUUUAAAAGUUUUGAUCAUCACGAACAGAACUAAUUCCCCCUCGGGAUUCAAAUUUUGGGUCGACACGGAUGCCGGAACCGUAAUUUCGGAAAAAGCACGAACCGUUACAUAUCUAGAAAUUCAAAAAAUACACUUUCCUUUUUAUGAUCUUGGGAGAUUUGAGAAUCUCAUUAAUCUGAACUUAUUAUAUAGCGGGUCCUAUAGUUUCCAAGAUUGGGCGCCUUUAGCAGAUGUACAUCUGAGAAAUCUCGAAAAGAUCUCUUACCAAAAUCGGCAUUCAUUAUAUUUAGAUAUUUUCGGUAAAUUCGUGGAGAACUCUGGAAAGAACUUGACCCAUAUCACGAUCCGUUGCUGCACAAUAUGUGAUCCUGAUAAGUCACAUAUUCUCAUCACAUCAAUUGCGGAUUAUUGUCCAAAUCUUUUGCACUUUGGGGGGCCGAUCGGAGCGAAUAAUGCAUCUGAGCUUGGUCAACUACUUAAUGCAUGCUCGCAUAUUGAGUCUUUGGAGCUUCAUCCGUCAAUAGAUAACUGCAAAUCAGUAGCAUCACCGAUCGACUUCAACCCCAUAUUUCGAAAAAUUGCGCUUAAACAACCUUGGGAAUUGAGAGAGUUAUCGGUCAUUCAUGGUUGGAAGUUUUCUGCCGAGGUUCUUGAAAAUUUCAUAGAAAGUAGACAGAGAAUUUCAAAAAAGGUUAGCGUAUUUUGGAAUGAAUGCGAGAUCACGGGAAACCUCGACAAGAUUUGUCAAAAAUAUCAGAAAAAUGGAAUCUUGGACAAAUAUGGGAAGAUCAAAGCUAACAAGUACUGA
Molecule: messenger RNA, 1503 nt
Organism: Acaulospora morrowiae
Lineage: Eukaryota; Fungi; Glomeromycota; Glomeromycetes; Diversisporales; Acaulosporaceae
Source: the annotation of a GenBank genome assembly